This is a messenger RNA of Argentina anserina (silverweed cinquefoil), 1724 nucleotides long. RefSeq names its product protein NAR1. The record is from RefSeq and is a predicted model, not a curated record. The transcript has 11 exons. The coding region runs from base 68 to 1492 and encodes 474 amino acids. Gene Ontology annotation, cellular component: cytosol. Lineage: Eukaryota; Viridiplantae; Streptophyta; Magnoliopsida; Rosales; Rosaceae.
UCCCCCGCGUCUCUCCCCCGCCGACCUCCUUAUAAUUCUCCGUUGAUAUCUCAGACACGAUUGGGUGAUGUCAGACAAGUUCUCCGCCACGCUUCGGAUUGGAGACCUCAACGACUACAUAGCUCCGUCUCAGGCUUGCAUAGUCUCCCUCAAAUCCACCUCCACAAAACCCUCCGAUCAAUCCCAGGUUUCAACUCCCAGCAAGCAAUUGAAUACCGAACCCGUCAAAAUUUCACUCAAAGAUUGCUUAGCAUGCAGCGGGUGCAUAACAUCUGCGGAGACAAUUAUGCUGGAGAAGCAAAGUUUGGAUGAGUUUCUUUUGAAUAUUGAUAAAGGAAAAGCUGUCAUUGUCUCCCUAUCUCCCCAAUCAAGAGCGUCGCUUGCGGUUCAUUUUGGGAUUUCACAACUUCAGGUUUUUAGGAAAUUGACAACUCUUUUCAAGUCCUUGGGCGUAAAGGCUAUAUUUGACACAAGUUGCAGUAGAGAUUUAACUCUUGUUGAAUCUUGUAAAGAAUUCAUCACAAGGUACAACAAAGCAACUGAUGAUGAAAGCCGCAAAUCUUUUUUGCCCAUGAUUUCAUCAGCAUGUCCAGGUUGGGUAUGCUAUGCUGAAAAAACUCUUGGAUCCUAUGUACUGCCUUAUAUUUCUUCAGUGAAAAGUCCCCAGCAAACAAUGGGAGUUAUUGUUAAAAAGCAUAUCUGCCAAGAAAUGGGUCUUAGGCCAGAUGAUGUUUACCAUGUAACAGUGAUGCCUUGUUAUGAUAAGAAACUUGAGGCGUCACGCGAUGACUUUGUAUUUAAAGUUGAUCAAGCCAAUAGUAAUGAAAAUGGAAGUGUUAGCGUUAGCGUUUCAGAGGUAGAUUCAGUGUUGACAACUGGAGAAGUUUUAGAUCUGAUUCAGUUAAAAGGUGUUGAUUUUGAGGGCUUAGAAGAGUCUCCUCUUGAUAGCAUGUUGACAAAUUUUAGAGAUGGACACCUUCACGGAGUCCGUGGAGGCUCAGGGGGUUAUGCAGAAACAGUUUUCCGAUAUGCUGCUAAAGUCAUCUUUGGAAGAGAAAUUGAAGGCCCUGUGGACUUCAGAAUUAUUAAAAAUUCGGACUUCCAGGAAGUGACUUUAGAGGUGGAAGGGAGGACUGUAUUGAAGUUUGCACUAUGUUAUGGUUUUCGAAACCUGCAAAAUGUUGUCAGGAAAAUCAAGACUGGGAAAUGUGAUUAUCACUUUCUAGAGAUCAUGGCAUGCCCUUCAGGUUGCUUAAAUGGUGGAGGACAGAUUAAGCCGAAACCUGGGCAAUCUGCAAAGCAGUUGAUUCCGUUAUUACAAGCAGCUUAUGCAGACAAUGUUUUGGUAUCUGAUCCUUUUGGAAAUCCAAUGGUGCAAAGCUUAUACAACGAGUGGCUUGAGAAACCUGGUUCAGAGAAGGCCAAGCAACUCAUGCACACAGAGUACCACCCUAUAGAGAAAAGCAUAACUUCUCAGUUGCACAAUUGGUGAUGAAUAUCCCUGCUUGGACAUCCAGUUUUCUCAACAAGAAGCGAACAUGCCUAGGCAAUCGGGGUUGUGUAAGAAGGCUCAUGACUGGGAUGCGUCAAAUUUUGAUAUAGGGAACCGAUAAUUUUUUUUGACAAUUUUUUUUGCCAACUAAUGUCAUGUACAGUAUAUAGAGAACUUAGUGAAUAGAAGAAAAGAAUCAAUUGCAUUAUUUACAAUUAUCAUAUUUCUGUCA